UCUUGGUCAGAAAUCUGAGGAAGACAAAAAGCGGCCGCUGUGUGUUUAAUCUCUGUGUGUCUCUGUUUUAUGUGUCCUUUACGUGUCUAAUAAUUGUUAUACUGGCAAUGGGACAGACCGUGACGACCCCCCUUAGCCUGACGUUAGGUCAUUGGACAGAAGUGAGAGCAAGGGCGCAUGACUUGUCGGUAGAAGUUAAAAAAGGGCUGUGGCAGACUUUCUGUACCUCCGAGUGGCCCACUUUUAACGUUGGAUGGCCCCCGGAGGGGACUUUUGACCUCUCCACUCUGCUUGCAGUAAAAGCUGUUGUUUUCCAGAAUUCAACUCAGGGACAUCCGGAUCAGCAGCCCUACAUUGUGGUCUGGCAAGAAUUGGUGGAAAAUCCACCGCCCUGGGUAAAGCCCUGGGUGUGAAAGAAAGCGAACUCUCGAGUCUUAUUGGCUCAGGCUCAACCUCGGGGAAAAGGGAAAGAGACCACCAAAAUACACCCUGACACUCAAGACUUGCUCAUGGUUGAUGAUCCCCCUCCUUACCCUCCUGCCUCUGCCCCGGUGCCCAAGGCCCCGGCGGCCGAGGCCCCAGCGCCUCCGGCCCCAGCACCUCCGAUGCCUCUAGCCUCUGGUACCGAGGCAUCGGGGCCAGCUCCGGGACUGGCCCAGGGAACUCGGCGGCGCCGAGGGGCCGCAUUGGACCCAUCAGGUAUUUUUCCCCUCAGGUCUUAUGGGGCCCCCAUUCUCGGGGAGGAAGGAGACCCGCCUUUCCAACCUCUGCAAUACUGGCCAUUCUCCUCUGCCAAUUUAUAUAAUUGGAAAGCUAACCACCCUCCUUUUUCAGAGGAACUGCAGAGACUAAUGGGACUGAUAGAGUCCCUGAUGUUCUCUCACCAGCCCACUUGGGAUGAUUGUCAGCAGCUCUUACAGGUACUCUUCACCACGGAAGAAAGAGAAAGGAUCCUCCUGGAAGCGCGAAAGAACGUGCCUGGAGCUGACGGACGACCGUCGCAACUCCCUCAUGAUAUAGAAAGGGGGUUCCCACUGACCAGACCCAACUGGGACUUUAAUUCUCCAGAAGGUAGGGAGCGACUAACCAUCUAUCACCAGGCUCUGGUGGCAGGUCUUCGCGGGGCUGCAAGGCGCCCAACCAAUUUGGCCAAGGUAAGAGAGGUUAGUCAGGGAGCCGCUGAGGCACCCGCAGUGUUCUUAGAACGCCUGAUGGAAGCCUUCAGGCGGUAUACUCCUUUUGACCCCACUUCUGAGGAACACAGUGCUUCAGUGGCUCUUGCCUUUAUUGGGCAAUCAGCGCCUGAUAUUAGAAAGAAGCUUCAGAGACUAGAAGGCUUACAGGAUUUGUCAUUGAGAGAUUUGGUGAAAGAAGCUGAGAAAGUUUAUCAUAAGAGAGAGACUGAGGAAGAGAAGGAAUUAAGGAAGGAAAAGGAAAAAGAAAGUAAAGAGGAAAAGAGGGAUAGGAAGCAUGAGAGAAAUUUAACAAAAAUCUUGGCUGCAGUAGUAGAAGGUAAGGGACAACCGCCCUCUAGUGGUAGAACUAGUAAGGCAGGGCACCUGGGCAACCGGCCUCCUUUGGAUAAAGAUCAAUGUGCAUACUGCAAAGAGAAAGGACAUUGAGUGAAAGAAUGCCCUAAAAAGCCACUGCAGAAGCCUCCAAAAAAGGUGUUGUCUCUGCUGGAAGAUGAAGAUUAGGGAGGACGGGGCUCGGAACCCCUCCCCGAGCCCAGGGUAACUCUGAAAGUGGAGGGGCAACCCGUUGAGUUCCUAGUAGACACCGGUGCUCAACAUUCUGUAUUAACUAAAGACAAGGGCCCUCUCUCUGGCAAAAAGUCUUGGGUGAUUGGAGCUACAGGCCAGAAACAAUAUGCAUGGACCACCCGAAGAGCAGUAGACUUAGGAGUAGGACGAGUAAGUCACUCGUUCCUCGUUAUACCGGAAUGUCCUACGCCCCUGUUAGGAAGGGACAUCUUGACCAAAGUAGGAGCCCAAAUAUCUUUUCAAGCUGAGAAACCUCUGGUGACUAAUCAGGAAAAUAAGCCUUUGAACUUGAGUAUUCUGACCAUAAGAUUGGAAGACGAAUACUGU
Messenger RNA from Manis pentadactyla (Chinese pangolin), 2090 nucleotides. RefSeq lists its product as uncharacterized. The transcript has a single exon. Gene Ontology annotation, biological process: virion assembly; proteolysis. NCBI's taxonomy places the organism in Eukaryota, Metazoa, Chordata, Mammalia, Pholidota, Manidae. Gene Ontology annotation, molecular function: nucleic acid binding; zinc ion binding; aspartic-type endopeptidase activity. The annotation marks the transcript as partial. The record is from RefSeq and is a predicted model, not a curated record.